AUGUCGUGUCGUUGUGUGAUUGGUCGUUGGCCAUUCGUGAUUGUGUUGUGUGAUCGUGUUGUUAGUGAACGUUCUGGUAAACUUCAACGCAACGAGAUGGAAGAAAAUGUCGCUGAAGCUGCGAGGAAGGCAGACUGGGAGGAGGUUCGACGACUGGUGGAACAAGGAGGGAACGUGAAUGAUGUGGAUAGAGAGCAGAGAAGAACAGCUCUACACUGGGCUAUGGCUAGAAAUUCACAUUCUAUUUGUUCGUUUUUGUUGUCACGAGGCGCAAACGUCAGUCAAAUAGACAAGGAUGGAGAUACGCCGCUUCAUCUCGCUGCUUAUGAUCUUCAUGUUGAUAUCUGUCAACUGUUAGUUGAUUACAAAGCCGAUGUUACUUCUGUCAACAAUAAAGGUCAAACUCCUCUUCACAUAGCUGUCAAUCCUUGGUGUGCACAUGACUUUUCCGUUGUGUGUCCUCCACUGAUAACAAACGAGAGUGUGAAUGUAGAAGAUCGUCAUGGUAACCGCGCUUUACAUAUAGCAGUCAAAAAUGUUAACAUUCGGACUGUCCAGCUGUUAGUGGAUUGUGGAGCAGAUGUAAAUGCAUGGGGUAAAGAUGAACAAACACCACUACAUACAGCAGCUGAUGGGGAGGAAGACUGCCCUGAAUUGUGUUCUAUUUUACUAGAACAUGAUGCCAAGAUUAAUACAAGGAAUAAACAUGGAAACCUACCACUACACUUGUUACUCUCUAAGGGAGCAGAUGUAAAUGCAUGGGAUAAAGAUGGACAAACACCACUACAUACAGCAGCUAAUGGGGAGGAAGACAGUCCUGAAUUGUGUUCUAUUUUACUAGAACAUGAUGCCAGGACUAAUAUGGUGAAUAAACAUGGAAACCAACCACUACACUUGGCAUGGAAACGAGGUCAUACAAGAACAAGUCGUUUGUUACUCUCUAAGGGAGCAGAUGCAAAUGCAUGGGAUAAAGAUGGACAAACACCACUACAUACAGCAGCUGGUGGAUGGAAAGACAGUCCUGAAUUGUGUUCUAUUUUACUAAAACAUAAUGCCAAGGUUAAUGCAGUGGAUAAAGAUGGAAAGCAACCACUACACUUGGCAUGUAAACAAAGGAAUGCUGCAACUACAAAUUUAUUGUUAUCUUAUGGGGCUGAUGUGACUGCUCUAAAUAAGGAACAGAGAGAAUUUAUUCAUGUGGCAAAUGAAUCCAUGUUAAAUUCAUGUCAAGAACACAAUGCUGCUAGUGCUGAUGAGAAUGUGACAAAAACUGAGUUACAUAAUCUUGCCAAAGCCAUACAAAGCUGUUGGAUCAAGUUUGCUUUGGAUUUAGAUCCAGAGCACUUUACAGUUUUAGGCGAGAUUGCCACCAUAAGACUUCAGCAGACUUCUCCUCUUCUUCAAGCUCAGGCGCGGAUCUACCAUAAGGCCCGAGACAUUGACUAUGAAGCUAUCAUUAAUGACUUUGCUAGGAAGCAUCCUCGUAGAAUGGAACUUACAAACCUUAUUGAUGAAGCAUUUUCACAGGAUGGCUCUUGCUGA
Molecule: messenger RNA, 1542 nt
Organism: Corticium candelabrum
Lineage: Eukaryota; Metazoa; Porifera; Homoscleromorpha; Homosclerophorida; Plakinidae
Product: serine/threonine-protein phosphatase 6 regulatory ankyrin repeat subunit B-like
Exons: 5
Coding region: 1-1542 (513 amino acids)
Biological process (GO): protein localization to ciliary inversin compartment
Cellular component (GO): ciliary inversin compartment
Molecular function (GO): protein binding
Source: RefSeq, a predicted model, not a curated record